ACUGCCCCUGCUCCAAUCACCGGCAGCCUUGCGCUCCCCUGGUAGGCCUACUCACCAACCUACUGUCUCACAUUUUGAUACAUCACUCCCGAGCUAUAAACGCGCAUCAACACAACUCGAUUUUUCCUUGCUAUCCGAAGAUGAGAGUGUCCAUCGCGGUUCCCUCUGCAUGCUUUACCUCCUAACUCGGGCUCUAGACCCGCAGCUGGGACGGGAGAGGGAGCAACCUCUCUUUUCUCUCAUCAUCACUCGCUUGGUGUUCCAAGGACACGGGGAGCGAGCCGACAGUCGACGACAAUAAUUGUACGGUAUUUGUGUAUCCUUCUUUUUAAACAAACUUCCUCAUCCUGUCUUUCACGCUGGGCACAGAUAGGGAAGGAGAGAAGAACAAGGCUCCCCAUCGCUAUUUCUACCGUGGAAAUAUAUUUGGUCGGGUUUUGUGCCCUGUCCGUAUUUGGUGAACCCUGGAUUUAGUGAACAUGGAGACGGUGGAGAAGGAGUGCGGAGCGUUAGGUGGACUAUUCCAGGCGAUUGUCAAUGAUAUGAAGUGUUCAUACCCCGUGUGGGAGGACUUCAGUGCCAAGGCCACCAAACUGCACUCCCAGCUCCGGACCACAGUGCUGGCAGCAGUGGCCUUCCUGGAUGCCUUUCAGAAGGUGGCGGACAUGGCCACCAACACCAGAGGCGCCACCAGAGACAUUGGAUCAGCUCUUACCAGGAUGUGCAUGCGGCAUCGCAGCAUCGAGGCCAAACUGCGCCAUUUCACCAAUGCCCUGAUGGAGAGCUUGAUUACUCCUCUCCAGGACAGGAUUGAGGAUUGGAAGAAGACAGCCAACCAGUUGGACAAGGACCAUGCCAAAGAGUACAAGAGAUCUCGUCAUGAGAUCAAGAAGAAGUCCUCAGACACCAUGAAACUGCAGAAGAAGGCCCGGAAAGAAAUCCAGGGCCGAGGGGACCUGCAGCCCCAGCUGGAUAGUGCCAUGCAUGAUGUGAAUGACAUGUACCUGCUGAUGGAGGAGACAGAGAAGCAGGCGGUGCGCCGAGCUCUGGUGGAGGAGAGGGGACGCUUCUGCACCUUCAUUGGCUUCCUGCAGCCUGUAGUGAAUGGAGAGAUUGCCAUGCUGGGAGAGAUCACUCACCUCCAGGCCAUUAUUGAUGACCUCACUGUGCUGACCACAGAUCCCCACAAGCUGCCCCCCGCCAGCGAGCAGGUGAUUAAAGACCUGAAGGGUUCAGACUACAGCUGGUCCUACCAGACCCCUCCCUCCUCCCCUAGCAGUUCUGGAUCCAGGAAGAGCAGCAUGUGCAGCAGUGUGAACAGCGCCCACAGUAGUGCCUCCCGCUCCUCCGGAGGCUCUCAGACUCACUCACCCAGUUCGUCCUAUCGCUACCGCAGCCUGGCCCAGCCGCCACCAGGGAACGCUCACCGCCUCAGCAGCGUCUCCUCCCACGACUCAGGCUUCAUAUCACAGGACGCCAACGUCUACUCCAAGCCUCCCUCGCCCAUGCCCUCUGACAUCACCAGCCAGAAGUCAUCAAGUUCCGCAUCCUCAGAGGCAUCCGAGACCUGCCAGUCAGUCAGUGAGUGCAGCUCUCCCACAACGUUUGGCUCGUCCUUCGCUACCUUCCGUCCUGCUCUCUCUCACACUGGCUCCAUCAGGCCUCUCUCUGUCAUACUUCCUGCGUCCCCACCCUAUAACUGCUCCCCUGGAUCCAACACUACCUCUCCCACAUCAAAGGUUCCUUGCUGGAAGGAUUGGUCUAAGGCAGGUUCUUAUGAGCAGCCAUUGGCUGCCACACUUCAGCGGAGGAAGGAGCCCCUGGAUAGGCUGAGGGAGAGCGAGGCAUCCCCGGGCUCCCAGGGAUAUGCUGGUGCUCACCCAGACGAUGUCCAGAGGUCCCGAAUGACCGCCGCCACCAUCGCUGCCAAGCACGGCGAAGAGGUGUCUCCAGCAGCCAGUGACCUGGCCAUGGUCCUGACCCGUGGUCUCAGCAUGGAGCAGCAGAAGAGCAACAGGGACUCCCUUCAGUACUCUAGUGGUUACAGUACCCAGACCACCACUCCCUCCUGCUCCGAGGACACUAUUCCCUCUCAGGGGUCGGAUUAUGACUGCUACUCUGUGAAUGGAGAUGCCGAAGGUGAGGCGUCAACUGACUUUGACAAGUCCUCCACCAUCCCCCGCCACAGCAACAUCGCCCAGAACUACCGCCGUAUGAUCCAGACCAAGAGGCCGGCCAGCACCGCUGGUCUGCCCAGUGGGGCCCAGGGUGGAGUGCCUGGAGGGGGAGGGGGCAUUGGGACCCCUGGGACUGCCACCAUCCGCCGAACCCCAUCCACCAAGCCGGGUGUGAGGCGCACCCUGUCCAACGCGGGCCCCAUCCCCAUCCGCCCCCCCAUAGUGCCAGUGAAGACACCCACGGUGCCUGAUGCUCCUGGGGGGUACCCCGGGCCUCCGGUACGUGUGGGCAGUGAGGAGUGCGUGUUCUACGUGGCGGAUGACUCCUCCCCCAACACGUUGGAGUAUGUGAAGGCCUCUCCCAAGCGUCUGAGCCUGCCCAACACAGCGUGGGGGUCUGGGGGAGCGAUGGAGAUGAGUGUGUAUGUCCAGCAGGCUGCCCAGCACGGCUCUGAGGAGGACCAGAUGAUAGCCGCUAACCGCCACAGCCUGGUGGAGAAGAUAGGAGAGCUGGUGGCCAGUGCCCAUGCCCUUGGGGAGGGACAGUUCCCCUUCCCCAACCUUCCUGAUGACCCCCCACCUGGCCCGGCCCCCCAGCACGACCCCCAGGCCCACGGGUCAGGCACCGACGUGCUGGUGUCCAUCCGCAGGGGUGUGCGGCUCCGCAAGACCGUCUCCAAUGACAGGUCAGCGCCCAGGAUUUUGUGAUGGUGCGGAGCAGAGGGAGCACAGCCUGCACCUACCAAGGUGCCCCAACCACUACAUACAGUACUUAAUCUGUAGUAAAUACGUGAAUAUGACAACAGAAGAUUACAAAAAAAAUAAGUUUUAAUUAGAAGUAAAUGAUAAAUAACAAUAAUAAUGCUGAUAAUGAAAAAGUAAAUCAUUAAUAAUAAUGACAGGCUCUGGCCACUAUAACUCUAUCGUGUCUGGGCGAAUGUUUGUUUAAUUAGCACCACCAUCACCAGGGGAUCCCCAGACUGUAUAUAGAGACUCUGUCUGGACUGACUGCCGAGAGAGAGACUGUUUAUAGGGACCUGGACUUCCAGCCACCCUCUCCACCUCCUCCCACAACCCCCCACUCCUCACCCAACCUCUUACCCCCCCCAUUCUAGAGUAAAACAGAGGGAAGCAGGUGGCGGAGAGACAGAGUAAAAGUGGGGUCAAUAGGGGGUUCCAUCUCUCCCUCUCCCUUUAGCUCAGGCCACAUGGCUCUGACAAUGCACUGUUAGCUUUAAACCAUGGCUAACCGUGUGUGUGUGUGUGUGUGUGUGUGUGUGUGUGUGUGUAAGAGGUGGGCAGAGUUCUGCUGCAGGUCAGCUGGUUGUAUUUGAGGGUGGGGCUUCUCUCCUCUGUGUCGUUUGUUGUUACCCUCACACUGGGCACACACCGGCUAAAUCAACGCUGUUUCCACAUCAUUUGAAGGAAAUGACGUUGGACCGACGUGGAAUUGACGUCUGUGCCCAGUGGACUGUUUUUAUUGUGACAUUUCAUUUCCUGUUACCACUGUAUGAGAAACGACAAAAUGGAGCCAGGCGUAUAUAUUUUCUAAAUCCAGAGAGAACAUGUUAAUAAGAAAUGGAACAAUAAAUGUGUUUUGUUUUCUGCUUGCGGAGUGGAGGAGGAAAAAGAAGCUGUUAUCUUAGGUUUAGGUUCUCUUUUUUUUAACUUGCAGGCAAUCAUCAGGCAUGCUCAAGUACAUAUGACAGUAGCUGUCUAACUUUGGCCAUUGGCUUUUCUCAAGUCCUUGCCUGGUGUGUUAAAAAAACAGAGAAAUCAGAGAAAACUGAAGCACUUUGAAGGUUAAUUUCUAGUGUCACCACUAGGAGUCAGUGUGGUCACGCUAUGUGAUGAGACGAGGGUGCUAGGGGGGGAUUGAGACAGUUGGUUGUCAUGCGGUGUGCUGAGUGCGUGCCACGGACCAGUGAGCGAAGCAGUUCAAUUGGUGAGAGAAUAGGAAGAUCGAAAAAGGAAGUGAUAAAGAAAGGUGGGAAAUGGGAACGGAAGGAUACGGGAUUGGGGGCAUGGUUAUGUACAAUGGGUCCGUGCUGCAGAGGUUGAAUUCCAAAAAACUGAUUUAUAAUGUAGAUCAUAACAUUUAUGUAAAGAGGGGGAUGGUAAGCUGCUGUACUAGUCAUCACCUGUUGUGAGUCUCAAACAUGAGAUCCAUAGCUCAUGUGCAGCCUUACUCGGGAGCUGGCUUUGCUAAAGACAUUAGAAUGAAAGUGACUAGAGCCAGGUAGAAACAGUGAGGAUAAUGUAAGGGGUUGCCAGAAGAAGAAGCGGGGUAUUUAUGUUUACAGAGUUAGCUGGAAGAGAGUUGCUGCAGCGGAGAGAGAUGGAAUGAGCAUUUCACUGCCUGUUCAUACUGUAAGCCCGAGUCGAGAGUCAGACGCACAGGUGGAAGUCAAGACUAGAAACUGUAUGAAUAUAUAGUGACCUUUCAUAAAAUUAUGUUGCCAUAUUUUUGCAAUAAUGUUAUGCUGUAGUCUUACUUUUGUCAAUGAAAAAAAUAAUAAAAAUAAUUUCCAGAGAACAAUGAAUCACAGUGACAUAGGAUCUGAGCAGGCAGAGAGAGCAUUAUUCUGACCGUUGUACUGUAGGGUAGUGAUGAACUUCAUGGAUGUCUGCCCAAUGCUCCCUAGCUGUGACUGCUGAUGUCCUCACCUUAACUACAAUGACCAUUACAAAAUGUAUCUCAAUGCUUAUUUUGUUUUAAAAAAAAAAAGUUUUUUAUUUAUUUUGCCUAAAUCGAGCACUGUUUUAGAAAUGCCUGUGGCUGUUUUAAAGCGAGGAUCUGCUUUGAGAAGAUGAGAGAAACACCUGGUAUUGUACAAUGUCGAUCAUCUGCUGGAGUACUGAAAUAGUACUUCCGCAAGGGGCUCUGUAAGAGGGUAUGUGUGGUUAGGGUGUGGGGCCGGGCGGCGGAGGAAGGGGAGAGACCAGCAGUGUGGUGGGAGUGGCCCAGGGUGGAUGUGACCUCCCCCUGGCACAGUGCAUUCUGGACCAGAGGAUGCUCAUCCAGAGAAUGUCUGCAAAGCACAGGUCAGAAUGAUGUAUAUUUAUAUAUACAUAUAUACAUACAUGUACUGUUUAAGAAGUUGAACACUAAUUGUACAGGUCAAAUUGCUAGAAUUGUUUUAAAAUGAGUUUAACUCACGUUACUUCACAUUACUGAAGAAAAAGAGGCAAAUGUCAACUCUACAGUGUGUGACAGCAAUAUGGGAGUGUGUUUAUUAGCCAAUUUAACAAUACAACUUCUUGUCUAACAAAAAGGUAAACAUGUUUACUGUCUUUUUAACUGUGCAGACUUAACUUUGGCAAUUAUUCUGUUCCAAUGUCUUGUCAUGCUUGAAUUACUCUGCUUCAUUCUGAUUGUGUGUGAUGCUCCUUACCGUUCCCGAGACCCCAACUCUGUAACCGUCACUUCUAUCAGAGCAUUAGAGCGAGAGAACGACAGGAUGUGGCACAGAGACAGACAGAGCGAGUGAGACUGGGCUGUUUGCUAGUGUGUGUUAGGCUGAGACUGAGAGGACCCCUACAGGGGAACUACAGGGAUGUCAGUCUGGUUGUCUCUCUGCCUGGGAUGAGGUGACACUCUCCAAGACCCCAUGGUGGAUGACUAGCAGUCACCUCACUCCCUCACAUGCCCACAGCUGGGCUGUCUCUGGGUCCCAGACUCUCUUUCCCUCUUUCCUCACUGUCACUUGCUCCUCGCCAUCCUCCCACUGGGCAGAGAUGUCAGUUUAACGCCUAGUUUUGAUUUACAUUUGGUUGAGUUGUCAUGUAACAAUAAUUCAACAUGAAAUCAACAACAAAAAAUGUAUGUUCAAAGUUGGGUGAGAAAAAGAUGGAAUGCCCUUGCGUUGAUGACGUCAUCACAUAGUUUUUUUGGGGGUUGAAAUGACGUGGAAACAACGUUGAUUUAACCAGAUUUUGCCCGGUGGGCUACCCCCACUUAUACUCUCAAUAAAUGUACUUGUUUCUUUUCAACCUCUUAUCCACCCAUCCACCACAACCCCAACUCCUACUAGCAGCUCACUCCAUAGCUUGCAUCAGCUCUUAAACCAGAGCCAAGCCCAAACUCCCAACAGGACUUUGACUGAAACACUUUCCCGCUGGGGCUAAUGCAAGGACAGGGAAUAACUGUGUCAUCACAAUAAAAUGCUAGUCUCACAUUAGAGGAACAACACUUCCAUGAGAAUAUAAUAUCAUGUCUCAUGCUGGCUGGAUUAUAGCUAAUGAAAUCAUUUAAAUUAAACCUUAACUUCACUCUAAGUGAGUGUUAAUUUGCGAUAAGUGCCCAUGUGACUUCUCUCUCUCAAAUCGGGUGAGUUGUUUGUCUGUGUAUCCUGCUGCGCUUGCCAUGGAUGGCGUGUCCAUAGUGUUAGCGCUGUUGCAAGGGGAAUGGAGCAAAUGGGUUGAUGGGAGUGUUUUAGCAUAAUACACUUUUCUCUUCAUGUUGAGUGAGGUUUGCACAGUGCUGUGUAGAGACGUCUUUUUCACUUCCGUGUCUCUCUGCAAUACAGCCUCGGUCGCAAAUUCCACUUAUUUAAAUAGCUUUUUGAAUACACUUAUGCAGAUCUCUUUCACAAUUUCAAUAAUAGAGAAAAUGUGCUUUCAUUGCCUUGUGAGUUUCACUGUGUGUGAUGUAAUACUCCCCCCCGCUAAACUAUAUAGAAAUAACAAUGGAACUCAUUCAUAAUGUGGGAUACUGGAUACGUGACAGGGGUCUAUAGGUCUCAUUGGGUCUCCACGAUGCAUUGCGUAACACAGGUCAACCUGUCCUCCCAAUCUUAAUCCUGGAUAAGAGCUUGGUUAAUCAGCCUUAUGACUGUAAGAACAUUAGAAAGUGGAUGACUGUCAGGAAAACCUCUGGACUAUAGUCAUUCUGGCCAACACAGACCGUAACACUGUAUGCCUUUUAUAGUCUAGACUGGUGUUAGUGUCCGACCAGUACACACAGCCGUACUGUGACCUAGCCAGAUAGCCCAAGCCCUUCUUCCUUUAACUAGCUUAUAAUUCAUACGUUCAAGCAUAUGUCAGGGCAAAGAUUGAAUCAAGCUGGGUAGCAGGUCCUGUAUGGAGGUUAUACUGUAUGUGGUCUAGGAGUAGUUUGUUUACAUUGUCUACAGGUGUUGCGUUGGUGUGUCUUCGUGCUCAUGAAGUCUGCCCCUGACGUAUGUAGAGGAUCUCUGACACUGAUGGAGAAACAUAGACACUGCCUCGACACAAGGUGGCUACACGCCCACUCGCCCACCCACACACAGCCUGUCCCCGUCUAUUUAAAAAGACCCAACAAAGUCGCCCCACAACGAUGUCACCAUCCGUUAACUCAACGCUGUCAGCUCCUGAGAUGUAGUCAGGCAGGGAGGUGACUCGCGUUUCCAGGUGCCAUGGUAACAGAACUGAAUGUCUUAUCACUUGUGGAUUCUCUGUGAUUGCUUCUCUCCUCCCCUUCCCAAAGCCCAAUCCAAUAUUAAAGCUAAACCAAUGCAUCUAUGAACUUGACCCUUGCCACAGUUUUUAUGAAGUCAUUAUUUUCAUUACGGUAUUGUGAAGAGAUAUGAUGUGUGCAUUAUGUUUUUUUGUACAAAACCCCCUCCAACGAAGUCACGUAACGCUACAGGUGCUGUUUUCUGUCUUCUAAUUUCUCUUCUUCUCGUCUUUCAUUUAUGGUGCCCUUUUCUCCAAGGCUGUUUUGCCUCUUUUGCUGAUGACAAGUUUUUCUUUUUGUAAUAUUAAUCCUUUUAAUUUUGUUAACUUUAGUCACUGCUAAUGUAACAAAACGCACUGUGAUGAUUCCAGUAUUAAUAAAAAUGUACUUAAACUGUG
Messenger RNA from Salmo salar (Atlantic salmon), 8012 nucleotides. The record is from RefSeq and is a predicted model, not a curated record. Lineage: Eukaryota; Metazoa; Chordata; Actinopteri; Salmoniformes; Salmonidae.